AUGCAGAUCUUCGUCAAGACCCUCACGGGCAAGACGAUCACCCUUGAGGUGGAAUCGUCAGAUACUAUCGACAAUGUCAAGAGCAAGAUUCAAGACAAGGAGGGCAUCCCACCCGAUCAACAGCGACUGAUCUUCGCCGGCAAGCAACUCGAAGACGGCCGGACUCUCUCCGACUACAAUAUCCAGAAGGAAUCCACCCUCCAUCUCGUCCUCCGACUCCGUGGGGGUGCGAAAAAGCGCAAGAAGAAGGUCUACACCACACCCAAGAAGAUCAAGCACAAGCGCAAGAAGACCAAAUUGGCUGUGCUCAAGUACUACAAGGUGGAUGGCGACGGGAAGAUUGAGCGCCUGAGGAGGGAGUGUCCAACGCCCGAGUGUGGUGCUGGUGUCUUCAUGGCAGCCAUGCACAAUCGGCAGUACUGCGGCAAAUGCCACCUGACCUACGUCUUUGACGAGUCGAAGUAG
This is a messenger RNA of Endocarpon pusillum Z07020, 465 nucleotides long. Its product is annotated as Ubiquitin-40S ribosomal protein S27a. Gene Ontology annotation, molecular function: structural constituent of ribosome; protein tag activity; ubiquitin protein ligase binding. NCBI's taxonomy places the organism in Eukaryota, Fungi, Ascomycota, Eurotiomycetes, Verrucariales, Verrucariaceae. Gene Ontology annotation, cellular component: ribosome; cytoplasm; nucleus. The record is from RefSeq and is a predicted model, not a curated record. Gene Ontology annotation, biological process: modification-dependent protein catabolic process; translation; protein ubiquitination. Bases 1 to 465 code for a protein of 154 amino acids. The transcript is spliced from 2 exons.